Ceratosolen solmsi marchali is the source of this 2711-nucleotide messenger RNA. RefSeq names its product secretory pathway calcium atpase (gene SPoCk). Gene Ontology annotation, molecular function: ATP binding; ATP hydrolysis activity; P-type calcium transporter activity. Gene Ontology annotation, biological process: calcium ion transport. Gene Ontology annotation, cellular component: membrane. NCBI's taxonomy places the organism in Eukaryota, Metazoa, Arthropoda, Insecta, Hymenoptera, Agaonidae. The record is from RefSeq and is a predicted model, not a curated record.
AUACAACAAAGUACAUAUGUGGCUUUCAACUGCAGAGGCAUCCUGUUUAGGAACAGAAGAAGUAGCAGGACGUUUAGAAGUAGAUAGUAGAACAGGUCUCUGGUGGGAAGAAGCAGAUCAUAGAAAACAAUUAUUUGGUCACAAUGAACUGAAUUUUAAAGAAAAUGAAUCUACAUGGAAAAAAUAUAUAGAACAAUUUAAAAAUCCAUUAAUAUUACUUUUAUUGGGUUCAGCUCUUGUUAGUGUAUGUAUGAAGCAGUUUGAUGAUGCAAUCAGCAUAACCAUAGCUAUUAUAAUAGUUGUUACAGUGGCAUUUGUACAAGAAUAUCGUUCAGAGAAAUCCUUAGAAGAACUAAGUAAACUUGUACCACCAACUUGUCAUUGUUUACGACAAGGACAUUUAGAAACUUUUCUUGCUCGUGAUCUUGUUCCUGGAGAUAUUGUUUAUUUAAAUAUGAGAUAUGAAGCUAUUGCUUUAGCUAUUGAUGAAAGUAGCUUUACAGGAGAAACUGAACCAGCUCAAAAAUCUACUGCUCCAUUGUUAAAAACUAAUGGACACAAUGCUAAAAAGAAUAUUGCCUUUAUGGGAACGUUGGUCCGUUGUGGAAAUGGCAAAGGAAUUGUUAUAAAUACAGGAUCUAAAAGUGAAUUUGGAGAAGUAUUUGCAAUGAUGCAAGUUGAAGAAGCACCGAAAACACCAUUACAACAAAGCAUGCAUAUUCUUGGUACACAGCUUUCUUUUUAUUCAUUUUGUAUUAUUGGAAUAAUUAUGUUACUAGGCUGGAUUCAGGGUAAAGCAAUUCUUGAAAUGUUUACAAUUGGUGUUAGUCUUGCAGUAGCAGCUAUCCCUGAAGGUUUACCCAUUGUUGUUACAGUUACUCUUGCUUUAGGUGUUAUGAGAAUGGCCAAAAGAAAAGCAAUUGUAAAAAAAUUACCAACAGUUGAAACUUUAGGAUGUGUGAAUGUAAUUUGUUCUGAUAAAACUGGGACAAUUACAAAAAAUGAAAUGACUGUUACAAUUAUUGUUACUUCUGAAAAUUAUGUCGCAGAUAUUACUGGAGCUGGAUAUAAUGCUGUAGGAGAAAUAAAAGUACGAAAGUGUGAGAAUCUAGAACUUGCACAAGCAGCUAUACGUAACAUGUUAGAAGUUGGAUGUGUUUGUAAUAAUGCUGUCAUUCAAAAUAAUACUUUAUUAGGUCAACCCACUGACGGUGCUUUUUUAGCAUUAGGUAUGAAAAAUGGAAUGUAUGGAAUAUCAGAGAAAUACCUUCGACUUCAAGAAUAUCCAUUUUCAUCAGAACAAAAAAUGAUGGCUGUUAAAUGCACCGCAAAAUAUGGAGAAAAUAGGCAAGAAGUUUUUUUUGUUAAAGGAGCUGUUGAAAAAAUUUUACCACAAUGUACAAAAUAUUCCGUAAAUGGCCAAUUUUAUCCUCUCUCUCAAAAAAAAGAGCAAGAAUUCUUCACUGAAGCUUAUGAUGUAGGACAAAGAGGUUUAAGAGUUAUUGGCCUGGCUCGAGGCUUAUCUUUACAAGAUCUUGUUUAUGUAGGACUAGUUGGUAUUUGUGAUCCACCAAAACCACAUAUAUGCGAUGCAAUUUCUACUUUAAUGGCAAGUGGAAUAAAAAUUAAAAUAGUUACAGGAGAUGCUAAAGAAACUGCAGCAGCUGUUGCUAAUAAGAUAGGAUUAGAUGUAAUGCAUACUAAACUUAUGUCAGGAGAUGAAAUUGAUUCAUUGUCAGAAGAAGAAUUAGUAAAUAAAAUAAAUAUAGUCAGUGUUUUUUAUAGAGUUACGCCAAAACAUAAGCUGUGCAUUGUAAAAGCAUUACAGAAAGAAGGAAAUAUUGUAGGAAUGACAGGAGAUGGUGUAAAUGAUGGUGUAGCAUUAAAAAAAGCAGACAUUGGAAUAGCGAUGGGAGUAAAUGGCACUGAUGUUUGUAAAGAAGCAGCUGAUAUGAUUUUAGUGGAUGAUGAUUUUCACACUAUUAUAGCAGCAAUUGAAGAGGGCAAAGGAAUCUUUUAUAAUAUUCGUAACUUUGUACGAUUUCAAUUAAGUACAAGUAUUGCAGCUUUAUCUUUAAUUGCUCUUGCUACUUUGAUGGGCAUUCCUAAUCCACUUAAUGCUAUGCAAAUUCUAUGGAUUAAUAUAAUUAUGGAUGGACCACCAGCUCAAAGUCUGGGAGUUGAACCUGUAGAUAAGGAUGUUUUAAAACAAAAACCACGAAAUACAAAAGAACCCAUGAUUACAAAACACCUUAUAAUUAAUGUCUUAUUGUCUGCAGCUAUUAUUAUUUUAGGAACCCUUUGGGUUUAUAACAAAGAAAUGACUUCUGGUGGAAUUACAGCUAGAGAUACAACAAUGACAUUUACAUGUUUUGUAUUUUUUGAUAUGUUUAAUGCAUUGAGUUGUCGAUCUCAAACAAAAUCAAUAUUUACAAUUGGUUUAUGGAGUAAUAAGAUGUUUUUAGUAGCUGUAACAUUAUCUGUUGUGGGCCAAAUGUUAGUCAUUUAUUUUCCUCCAUUACAAAAAGUUUUUCAAACAGAAGCAUUAUUUAUAAAAGAUCUUAUAUUUUUAGUAGCACUAACGUCUAGUGUUUUUGUUAUUAGUGAAAUAAAAAAAUUUUUAGAACGGCGGUUAGUAAAACGACAAAAAACUGAUUGUUACAUAAAAUCGGAAAUGAACUAUGUAUGAUAUUCUAUUAAUAAAACUAAAU